UUGGAUGCCAAGCUGUGUAAUUUAACUCAAGCUUAUGGAAGGUGACAGGAAAGAGUUAAUAUCCUGAGGCGCUGAGGAGUGUUCAGGUGUGACUGUUCUUUCAUAUCUGGACUGCGUGCAGCUACAGUGCAAACACCUUAGAAGGCAGCAGCUGUCGGAGUUGGAGAAGCAGCUCUGUUCAGGAGAUAUUAUAAAAUGGCUGACUCUGAAUCCAGCUGUCCCAAAGAACUGCCACGGGAACUGAUACUUGAAGACUCCAUCCAUGCGGCAAAUGGAUCACAGAUCUGCAAGGCAGAGUGUGAGAGCGUAGGAUUGAAAAAUGAAGCAGACCCUCUGUCAUCGGAUCCAGAAAGAGGGCAUGCUCCCAGCAAUGGAGUAGGCCUGGGAGAGAAUGUGACUGAAAAUGGACCCAAAGAGGAGCCACCAGGCAAGAUUGGGGAAGGGGAUGCGGUAGAGGGAGAAGAGGUCCUCUGUGACUUCUGCUUGGCUGAGAAGGUGCUGGCGGUGAAGUCCUGCUUGACCUGCAUGGUGAACUAUUGCCAGGAUCACUUGAAGCCUCACUUGGAGAACGCCAAACUCCAGACCCAUAAGCUUAUGGAUCCAAUGAAGGACAUUGACAUGCAGAGCUGCGAAGUCCACAAGAGGCACCUCGGUUGGUUCUGCCAUACUGACCUUGCGUGUGUCUGUGAGGAGUGCCUUGCAGAUGGACACCAGGGACAUAAGGCUGUCACCUGUGGGGUGGCCAGGAAAGAAAAGGAGUACGAACUUAUUCAGCUCCAAGCAGGCUAUGACUGGAAACUGAAGUCAGCAGAAAAUGCAAUUGAAAAGCUGCAGAGAAAUUCAGAGUCUAUAGUGAGUUCUGUAUCUGAAGUGAAAACCUUGGUGGAAGAGAAGUUUGAGGAGCUGCUCCAAGCAGUGAAGAAGACUCAGUCUGUUGUGCUAGCUUUCCUAGAGGAGAAGGAGCGUGGUGCCGUUAAUCAUGCUAAUGGGAUAAAGAUCCACCUUGAGAACAAGCGGGUGGUGAUGGAGGAAUGCAAGAGCAGGCUGGAGAAGAUGGCCACACACACAAAUGACAUCAUCUUUCUAAAGGAAUACUGUGAAUUCAAGAAGAGCGAAGGAGACGACACGUUGCCCAGUGUCUACAUUGGCCUAAAAGACAAAUUGUCAGGGAUCCGAAGGGUGGUCACAGAGUCCACGGAACAUAUUUUACAACUUUUACAAACUUCCUAUAAGGACAAGUUGCAGGAGUUUGCUAAAGAUGAGGACGCUGGCAUCAAAACAAUGGUGUCCGCCAUGAUCCCAUUCAAGCACCGCAUAACUGCCCCAGAACCUAAAAGCAGGAGUGACUUCUUGAAAUAUAUUUGCCCAUUGACGUUUGACCCGGUUACUGCUCAUCGCUAUUUGAGGCUCUUGGAAGACAACCACAAAGUCACCAACACCACGCCGUGGGAGCACCCGUACCCGGAUCACCCAGAGAGAUUUCAGCACUGGCGCCAGGUGCUGUCGGGCAAAAGCUUAUACAUCAGCCGCUACUACUUUGAGGUCGAGAUAUUUGGGGCUGGCGUUUACAUUGGCAUGACGAACAAGAGCAUUGAUCGGAAGGGUUCCGAAAGCAACAGCUGCAUCUCAGGGAAUGACUUCUCCUGGUGUGUUAAGUGGAAUGGGAAGGAAUUCUCUGCUUGGCAUAGUGAUGUGGAGACACCAUUGAAAGUCCAGGGAUUCAGCAGGAUAGGAGUUUACCUGGAUUACCCCAGGGGCACCCUUUCCUUUUACGGCAUUGCUUCGGAUGUCAUGACUCUUUUGCAUAAGUUUGAGUGCAAGUUUACUGAACCUCUCUACCCAGCCUUCUGGCUAUCCAAGAAGGAGAACAGUGUGCAGAUUGUCAAGUUGUGGGAUGAGGCUGAGGCCACCCUGGCACCUCUUCCUGCUCACUUGGGAGAAGCAGCUUCUUCCAGUACGGUCUUGGCACCUGAGAGCGAAGCAGAGGCAAGUACAAAGACAUCAGAGUCGGGACACAGCCAUUGAUUAAGUGAUGUGAUCAUGGGCACUCCUUCUUACUACAAGUGUGCCACUGAAUUAAUUAAAAGGUAAAGGCAGACACGAUGGCCUCUAAGGGGGGUGGAAUCAAAUAUCCGUAUUAGGGCAAUACUUUUAUCUGGCCAACAAACACGUCACAAAAUCGGGUGAGCUGAAUUGUUUUGUUGCAUGUUUACCUUUUUGGUUGCCUACCACUCCACUAAAUAUCUUCUCCAAAUUGAGAAACAGCUGGGGGAAAGGGAAUCUCCAAGGUCACGCUGUUUACUUUGUAGGGAACUGAUGCACCUUUCAAGACUGGCAUUGGCUGCCUCAGUGUUCGCCUGCUCCCUGAUGCUCAACUGAUACAUCUGUAAAGAAGCAUUUUUUAACAACAUCAACACCAGCGCUGCAAGUCUCCAGUUCUCUUGUCAUGUGGCCUGGAUGAGCAGUACCACAGCAUUAGAGCUGUUCAGUUUCUGAAAACAACUGUUCUUUCUUAGCAAAGGAAAUUGUGGGCAUUUCUCAUUUACUGCAUUAUCUUGGCAGGUUGA
Molecule: messenger RNA, 2567 nt
Organism: Podarcis raffonei (Aeolian wall lizard)
Lineage: Eukaryota; Metazoa; Chordata; Lepidosauria; Squamata; Lacertidae
Gene: TRIM16
Product: tripartite motif containing 16
Exons: 6
Coding region: 196-2025 (609 amino acids)
Molecular function (GO): zinc ion binding; protein binding
Source: RefSeq, a predicted model, not a curated record